Nicrophorus vespilloides is the source of this 708-nucleotide messenger RNA. RefSeq lists its product as uncharacterized. Lineage: Eukaryota; Metazoa; Arthropoda; Insecta; Coleoptera; Silphidae. The transcript has 3 exons. The record is from RefSeq and is a predicted model, not a curated record. The coding region runs from base 1 to 708 and encodes 235 amino acids.
AUGUUGGACAUUUUAGUGAUGGAAACUUACCAAGAACCUAUUGCUUCUUGGCUGAUAAACGAAAAUGCGCUCAAUGUGCUUCUGAAAAAUGCGACAACUGGAAUUGUUUUCAAAUGCCAUCCAAAUUCUAGCCUCUAUUGCGUACCUAUAGAUUUAUGCAUAAACGCCCUAAUAGCAUCAACAUACGAUACUGCACAUAUUCAAGAAAACCUCAAAGUUUACAACUUGGGAACAAAUCAUCCAAAAUUAUCCGAAAUAUUCAAAUGGUAUAUUUCGGAGAACGUGAAGAAUCCUUGGUUAAUCUUCGGUAGUUUAAAAUAUAGGUUUCUGUGUCACAUGAAAGAUUUGGUUCUGGAGAUGAGCGGAAAACGAGGAAUUUAUGUUAAAGAAAUGGAGGUGUUGGAACGUUUUAUAGAGAUCACGCGAGAAUUCGCGUACAAAGAGUUGUACUGUCACAGCGAGAAUCUGGAUGUCCUUUGGAAUGGUCUCAAUCAGAGCGAAAGAGAGUUGCUGUUCUUUAAUUUAAAAGAGAUUGAUUUUGAGAAAUAUGUUAAAGGUUGGUUUAAAUUGAAUAAGGACAAUUUGCUAAAUCCUUUAGAUAUUUGUUCUAACACAACAUUUUUCAUUGUAAGAAGUGGUACAAUGGCUGAAAACAGUCCUAGUCACUUGCUGCAAGGUCUGAGGAAUACUGUAACAGAGAAUCUUUAA